Messenger RNA from Aspergillus sclerotioniger CBS 115572, 1245 nucleotides. RefSeq lists its product as uncharacterized. The transcript has 2 exons. Bases 298 to 1086 code for a protein of 262 amino acids. The record is from RefSeq and is a predicted model, not a curated record. Lineage: Eukaryota; Fungi; Ascomycota; Eurotiomycetes; Eurotiales; Aspergillaceae.
UCAUCCAACUAACUGACCCCAUCACACUUGAAUCUUGUAUCAUGUGCCCGGAUGUAGUUAUGUAUACAAGAGUAACGAACCAUAUAUUUCUUAUCGUUGAGUACAUUACGCUGCUUAUAAGAAAGGAAGAGGAAGUUUGAAUAGGUUAGUGGGGAUGUAUAGUAUAUAAUAGACUCUUUGUCUUGUUUUAUUUUGCUUCGCUUUUUGGUGGGAAUGAAACUAUGUAGUACUAUCAUCUCAUAUGUUCUUCCGAUAUAUAUUAUCUGAGAAGAAUAAGACCCGAACAUACUACUAAAAAUGCCCCACGCUACUCCUCCCCACCCCCCGCACCCCUCCAAAGACGAAGAACUAGAACUAACCACAUCCCUCCACGAAGCCCUAACCUGCACCACCUGCGCCAUAACGCACAUCCCCAAGAGCAUAUUCCACCAAGACCUAACAACCGGCAUCUACAACCAAACCCGAUACCCACCAUUCCAACUCCCCAGCAGCUCUUGGAACCAAAGCGAGAAAGAAACCGACUGUAUAGCACCUGAAGAACUACCCCCAUCACCCACCACCAAACCCAAUACACAAAUACAACUAAACCCCCACCAGCACCAGCACCACCCCCUCUACAAAGCCCAGUUCCAAACCUACCUAUCCCACGACCCUACCCACGAUGAAGCCUUCGCGCAAUACCUCACGGACUAUCAUAUCCAUGUACAUUAUCUCCUACGACGCGGGGUGUUGGGGUUUUGUCGGGACGUGAAGGAUGUGUAUGAGAUGAAGGCGUGGAGGGGGAGAGUGCAUGAGGUUGAUUCCGGGGUAGGGUGGCAGCAACCUCGGUCGAGGAUGGGGUGGGUGGAUGAUGGGAAUUUGAUGAUGGUGUAUCAGAUGGCGUUGUGGAGGAAACGGGGGUUGGGGAGGCAGAAGAGGGUGGAGGAGAGUAGGGCUAAAUGGGCGGGGAUUAUGGAGGAGAGGAGGAGACAGAGGUUGAAAUUGAGAUUGAAACAGAGUAGUGGUGUUAGGGUUAGGUUGUAUUGUUCGCAGGUGGGAGGGGAUCGGUGUUUGUUGAGGGAGGUGGAGGUGGAGGUGGAUGGAUGAGGGGGUUGGAUAGGAUUAUGGGUGUGGGUUUGUUGUACAUUGUUCAUCUCAUUUCUGGAAUAGAAGGUAUGGAAGGUGAGGCGAUGGAAUGAUAUCGUGUCAUAUUGUCGCGUCCCACCGCCUGCCUUGCUUCUUACCACUGGCACUGCAAUCAUAUUU